Molecule: messenger RNA, 963 nt
Organism: Penicillium olsonii
Lineage: Eukaryota; Fungi; Ascomycota; Eurotiomycetes; Eurotiales; Aspergillaceae
Source: the annotation of a GenBank genome assembly
AUGGAGCAAACAGACCUAUAUCAGUUGUUCAACACAACAUGGACCAUCCACCGCCUCUCACCUCUCCACCACAGCAAAGAUUGUGAGACUCUCCUCAACAACCAAGUCGCUUUGAAGACAUACGCAACGCGUCUUCGAGACCAUCUGACAGGCGACGUUCUCUCCGGAGUCCAAGCCGAUACUGGCGCAGACGAAAACGCGCUUUCAAAAACAGGCGCUUUGAAAGACUGUCUCUGGCAGCCGAUUUCUCCAUCACGCGAAGCAUCGGUAUCCCAGAACGCAUUGUCCGGCAUUCUGGUGACACUGGAGUAUGAAAAUAUUGUCUACAAAGCAGCACUCCUUACGGACUCGUCCAAUGACCGCAAGGGCUCUACGGCGCUCCCUCUUCUCCUGACGAGAUUCCCAACAGUGCUGCGGCAAACGUUUCUCGCAUUUUUGUCUGCAAACUUUGAUACUUACAUCUCCUCGCUCCGACUGCCUUCAAAUUUCCUCUGUGCCGGGCUUCAGGCGUACAUCGGCUCGUUGCAAAGUGCUAAGAUCGUCGAUGCCAUCAGGGAGCUCCAUCUCACACUUUCAUUUUCAUCGUCCAUUGCACCGGAUUUGCGAUCACUAAAUGUGAAUAUAUCACGAACGGCACUGGGUGAUCUCCUUCGUGCAAAGGCGUCGAACAGAGGUCAAAGUCUGGAGCAGAAGCUGCGCAGCCCUUUGAUUGACAACCUGACUGCAUAUCUGGAGGAGCACCUUGCUAUGAAGCUUGAAUUGGACGGGUCAGAUGAUUCGAAACACCAUGUGCGACUGUCGAAAGUUGUUUGUGCUCCUUUUGUCCUUGGUGGGGAGGGUCGUGUGAAGCUAGUUGUGGCUGAUAAAGAUGACGACGAAACACAAUCGGCCUUGGAGGCUGGUAUGAAACUACUGGGGUUGGUGGUGAACAGAGCAGUGGUCGGAGAUCGCUCAACAACAUGA